AUGAAAAAUAUAGUAAUCCAAUUCUAUGAUAAAAAUGAACAAUUCGAAACCUUUUGUGAUUCUAAAACCACUUCAAUGACAUUGGCAAGUUUCAUCCAAGACGCUAGUUACUAUGAUCAAUUUAACAUGAGUGAAAUAUUUUAUUUCAAGAUCAAAGACACUGACUAUUACUUUGCUCAAAGGAACACACCUAUCUACAAAUAUAUAAGCAAUAUUGAUAACCCAACUCUAAUCUUUUAUCGAGGUUUAAACGGUUAAUAGAAUUUGAAGUCCUGCAAAAAAAUUGAAGAUUCCAAGAACUAAGCUGAUAAUAUAAAUUUCCAGCAGUAAAAAGAUAUUUUAAAGGGAUAUGGGUUAUAUAAUACAUUCUAUUAAAAUCAGCCUGAAUAAACCUCCUAAGCAAAAUCUCAAUAAUCUAAAUAAGGUAAAAUUAUCAUAUCUGAAAUUCCCACUAAUGAUAAUUCUAACUAAUCAGUAAAUCAAUGUAAGAAUAAGAAUUCUCAAAGUGUAAGAUUAAAUGAAUUAAGUUUAAAUGCGGCUAACUCAGCUUAUCGUGAAGCAUAAAACUCUAUUUAACUCUAAAGAGUCGAAGAGAAAUCAAAUAGCCUUUUCGUUAACUCCAUUCAGUAGUAUUCUGGAAAAGUCAAUUAAGAAAUAAAUGUUUAUGAUCAACAUCUCAGAAAAACCUUUAUAAAAGAAUCUUAAAUGCCAUCAAAUUAACAAAAAUAUAUACAAUCAAGCAAUUAAUAAAAGUAGUCUCCACAGAAAUUUGGAUUACUGUAAAAAUAAUUACAAGAUAAAAAAAAAAGUUAGAAGAAAGAUAAAUGGUUAAUAAGUGUUGAUGCAAGUGGAGAAUAGCUUUAAAGCCUUGUAAAUUUUCUGAAAACUAACAAUAUUCAAUAUACUUGCGAUAAGCAAUAUAGCUGA
This is a messenger RNA of Paramecium tetraurelia, 927 nucleotides long. RefSeq lists its product as uncharacterized. Lineage: Eukaryota; Ciliophora; Oligohymenophorea; Peniculida; Parameciidae. The record is from RefSeq and is a predicted model, not a curated record. The transcript has 3 exons.